Molecule: messenger RNA, 901 nt
Organism: Acromyrmex echinatior (Panamanian leafcutter ant)
Lineage: Eukaryota; Metazoa; Arthropoda; Insecta; Hymenoptera; Formicidae
Source: RefSeq, a predicted model, not a curated record
CCGUGAUCCGAAGAAACUCUUUCAAUCGAGAUCACGGAUUGCUUUCGAGAGGCGAAAAUAAAUAUCCAGAGUUCUAUAUUUGUUAACCGGACGUUCUCUGGCAGUUGGGCAUAAAGAUUUCCUUCCGAAUGAGAUAAGAGGUUCUGAGAGCUAAUUAAAGUUUUCGGGCGAAUGUAGACCACCUAGUGAAGAAAGUUUCCGACGGAGUAAAAACUUGGAUCACUAUCGGGGCAGGCUUCAACUUUGAGUACGAAAGGAACGAUCAUUCCGACAACAUCGUUGGUACGCACUUUCCAAGCUUUUUUUCCCGAUCAUGAGAAUGCUCAACAACGCGGAUAUUAUAAAUUAUCUUAUGGAACAGGACGAUCGCGAUGAACAAAGCACGAAGAAGAAAAAAACAAUCGACGAGUCAACUGAUGCGAAUCCAGAUAAAGAUAACAUAUCAAAUAGACAUCAAAUCGCACACCGUCCUACCGUACGCAUUCUCGAGAGAAGAUAUCCGUUAACUGCAACUGGCUACAAAUACUUGAACAUUGGUAUCAAUGUCACACUCCCUUCUUACGUAACUAUCAUUUUGGGAGAUUGUCACGGUAAAGAGAUUCCGCUUUCACCGGACAUCUGGAGAGAGCUUCUCGAACAAAAACACACAUCAUUUUGUCCCUUUUGCAGUACGACGAAAAUAAUAAAGGAAUACGUGCGCCGUCUCCAAUGUACGUUGGAAAUCUAACGUUGCGCUUCGGACGAAUUAAUAAUCUACCAACUACUGCGUCUAGAAACAAGUACAGCUCGUCUAUCCAUGUCGAAAAGUACUGUACUUAAUAUAUUUAAUCUCGAACACUGUGUGAAUCGUCUCAUUUCCUCUCUAACCGCAAUGACCGAUAACGUCGAUAAAAAAUUUUCA